GCCUCCCCGGCCGUGGACGCGGAAUUUUUCAAGCAGCUGCUGGAACUCCGCAAGCUGUUCUUCCCAAAGCUGGUGAGCGCCGAGCUGGGCUUGCUGUGCCUCCACUCGGUCGCCCUGGUUUCCAGGACUUUCCUCUCCAUCUAUGUGGCUGCCCUCGACGGGAAGAUCGUGAAAAGCAUCGUGGAAAAAAAGCCCCGGAGCUUCCUCACCGAAGACAUCAUGAUGUUCUCGCAGUCUGUGGCACAUCUCUACUCCAACCUAACCAAGCCCAUCCUGGACGUCAUGCUCACCUCCUACACCCUCAUCCGCACGGCGCGAUCCCGGGGCGCCAACCCCAUCGGGCCCACGGUCCUGGCCGGGCUUGUCGUCUACGCAACGGCACGCGUGCUCAAAGCCUGCUCGCCCAAGUUUGGCAAGCUGGUGGCUGAGGAGGCUCACAAGAAGGGCUACCUGCGCUUCAUGCAUUCACGCAUCAUUGCCAACGUGGAAGAGAUCGCCUUUUACCGAGGGCACAAGGUAGAAAUGAAGCAACUGCAAAAAAGCUACAAGGCUUUGGCAGAUCAGAUGAAUCUCAUUUUGUCCAAACGUUUAUGGUACAUCAUGAUAGAGCAGUUCCUGAUGAAGUAUGUCUGGAGUAGCUGUGGUAUGAUUAUGGUUGCUGUGCCCAUCAUCACCGCAACAGGAUUUGCAGAUGGCGAAUUGGAAGAUGGCCAGAAACAAGCAAUGGUUAGUGAAAGAACAGAAGCUUUUACUACAUCACGAAACUUGCUGAUCUCUGGAGCAGAUGCUAUUGAAAGGAUUAUGUCUUCAUACAAAGAGGUUACUGAGCUCGCAGGCUACACCGCCCGUGUCUACAACAUGUUUUCAGUCUUUGAUGAGGUGAAGAGAGGCAUCUACAAAAGAACUGCUGUCACUCAAGUGUCUGAAAACAAUAGCAAGAAUGGAGGUAAAGCAGAAUUCCACAUCGGUGGGCCCUUAGAAAUCAAAGGGAAAGUUAUUGAUGUUGAUAAUGGAAUUAUUUGUGAAAAUGUUCCUAUUAUUACUCCGAAUGGCGAUGUGGUGGUUUCCAGACUAAACUUCCAAGUCCAGGAGGGGAUGAAUCUUUUAAUCACUGGACCCAAUGGCUGUGGAAAGAGUUCGCUCUUCAGAAUUUUAAGUGGUUUAUGGCCUGUGUAUGAAGGAGUUCUCUACAAACCCCCUCCGCAGCACAUGUUUUAUAUACCGCAAAGGCCCUACAUGUCUAUUGGAACGCUGCGUGAUCAAGUAAUCUAUCCAGACUCAGUGGAUGACAUGCACGAGAAGGGCUACCAAGAUCAAGAUCUGGAGUCCAUCCUGCAUACGGUUCAUCUGUACCAUAUAGUUCAAAGAGAAGGAG
Apaloderma vittatum (bar-tailed trogon) is the source of this 1375-nucleotide messenger RNA. RefSeq names its product ATP-binding cassette, sub-family D (ALD), member 2 (gene ABCD2). The annotation marks the transcript as partial. Gene Ontology annotation, biological process: fatty acid beta-oxidation; peroxisome organization; long-chain fatty acid import into peroxisome. Lineage: Eukaryota; Metazoa; Chordata; Aves; Trogoniformes; Trogonidae. The transcript is spliced from 8 exons. Gene Ontology annotation, molecular function: ATP binding; ATP hydrolysis activity; long-chain fatty acid transmembrane transporter activity. Gene Ontology annotation, cellular component: peroxisomal membrane. The record is from RefSeq and is a predicted model, not a curated record.